Messenger RNA from Bipolaris sorokiniana ND90Pr, 1806 nucleotides. RefSeq names its product glycosyltransferase family 31 protein. Bases 118 to 1536 code for a protein of 472 amino acids. NCBI's taxonomy places the organism in Eukaryota, Fungi, Ascomycota, Dothideomycetes, Pleosporales, Pleosporaceae. The record is from RefSeq and is a predicted model, not a curated record. The transcript has a single exon.
CGGCCAUUGCCAUGGCCUGAAACUGUCAAACUGGCCGUUUUUUAAACCCUCUUGGUCUCCGCAUCCUCGACUCGCAUCUUCACACACCCUCAUGCCCCGCCGCACUUGCUAGCGAUUAUGUCGGCCUUCCGCAAACACAUGCCGCGCACCACCCGCUUACUCGUCAGCGCCUUCUUUCUCUACAUCUUCGUCUGGGUCAAGGGAUGGCCGCGCAUCUACGACGAGGAAGAACUGCCUGCCGUCCAGCGUCCCCAGCAGCAGGGCGCCCCUGUCGGCCCUUACCAGGUUGAGCGCGACCAACUAGUCGUCUCCGUCACUACCACCGCCAUCAACGUUCACUCCAAGGUCGCACCCCUCAUCCUCAAUACCGCCAACGAGGACCAUGGCAUGCUGCUGCUCUUCUCGGACCUCCAGGCCCAGAUUGGCGCCUGGCCCAUCUUUGACGUCGUCUGGCGCCUCACCGCCGAUGUCGUCUUGCACAUUGAUGAGUUGAAGAGAUACCGCACCCAGCUCGACUUUGCGCGGAGGAGCAUUCCCUUGCAAAACCUCAUAAAGGCGGAUCCGGAGGAAGAGAGGAAGGACAUGUUGGUCCUGGACAAGUACAAGAUCCUACAGACAAUCAAUGCGGCCUGGGAAUACCGACCCGGCCGCAGCUGGUACAUUUUCGUCAACGAUGAAACAUACGUCAACAGGCCAAACUUGAUCGAAUGGCUCGGCCAACACAAUCCCGACGCAAAACACUACUUUGCUAAUCCACCCAUACCCGCCGAGACCCUCGUCCCCGACCCAUUUGCUCCCUCGGGCACCUCUUUCAUCGUGUCGCGCAAGGCCAUGACGGAGCUGUUGGUAGACCGCAAAGACUACAUCAAGAAAUGGGCAAAGCGCAUCCCAGAGUAUACAUCGGCAUACCAUCUAGUCACGAGCGUGUUGCAGGAGGAGCUCAACAUGUCCGCCGUUCCCGUAUGGCCCGGCAUUACCGGCUACGACCCCAGCACCGCGCCCUUCCAUCCUUCGCUAUGGUGCGAGCAAGUCAUGAUCAUGCACCAUGUCAAACCAAGCAUGGGUGGAGAUCUGGCUAAAUUGGAGAGAGAACAGCCUGCCCACCAGCCUAUGCGCUUUGCAGACCUAUGGGACCGCUUCUUCACCCCGGAAGACCUAAACUCUACACGAAACAACUGGGACAAUUUAUCCUCGGAAGCGUCAAACGGACGCUGGAACAUCCUGUUUGCAAACAACGAAGACGUCAAGGACCGCGCCAAGUCAGGCGAAGAGUCACCAGAAGCAUGCAAAAAAUCGUGCGAGGCCAGCACCUAUUGUGUACAGUGGUCGUAUUCUUCGAUUCCUCAAACCAAUUGGAAUGACAAUCCCGAAACAAAAUGUCAUCUCAGCAGCAGUAUACGCUUUGGGUCCUAUGUCAAGCCCAAAGAGGUGCCAGGAACUGACGGAAAGCAGACAUUGAGUUGGAAGAGUGGAUGGAAAAAGGCAAGGUUUCAUAAUUGGGCAAGACGACAGCGAUGCAAUCAACAUCUCCAGUAGGCCCUUUGUAGUACUUUGUUUUGCAGCGUUUUAGCGUUUUGUAUUCUUCUGCAUAAUUCUUCCGUUUUCUUUUCUUCCGUCUUGUUUUACUACGCAGAGCCCCUGCUCCUGAAUUGCCGGAGGGAGGUUAUAGAAAGGGUAGAUACUUGGGUAAACUCGCAUUGACUAGGCAAUGUCUAGGAAUUCGAGUACAUGGAGGUCAAAAAUAGAUUCAGCCCUCCCUCUCCCAAAUACUUGGUAUAACGCGUGAGCACGUGUCUUCGCUUAGAC